AUGGCAUCAGCAUUUUCCUCAGCACAAUUGACCAGAUACUUGCAAUACAUUACACUUCCAGCACAAUAUGCACCCUACAUCAACAAUCCACAAUCCUUCCCGACAACAAUUGAAGCUCUGACCACGUUAUUUCGAUCCCAAAUCACGCGAUUCCCAUAUGACAAUCUAACGCUUCAUUAUACCGAUACAAAAAUCGUGGAUAUUCAGCCCAGUAGUAUCUAUGAGAAAUUCAUGGGACAGGAUGGUACAAAACCCACAGGAAGAGGAGGGUACUGUCUUGAGUGCAGUAUAUUUUUCAACAAUGUUCUCCGUGGUCUUGGAUUCUCGGUUUACAUGACUGGAGUGCGAAAUCGAGCUCGUAUCGAUGGUAUUCCACAAGGUGAAUUUAAAGGAUGGACGCAUAUCGUGAAUAUUGUUUUACUUCCGACCGGAGAGCAAUAUCAUGUCGAUGUGGCAUUUGGGGGUGAUGGUCCCACACAACCGCUACAGUUGAUCUCGGGUUAUUCGAUUCAGAAUCUGGGACCUCAAGAGGUUCGGCUGAUCCACGGCAAUAUGCCGAAGCAAUCACGAACCGAACAAAAAGUUUGGAUAUAUCAGUAUCGGAAUGGCGCGGAGAAGGAGUGGAAUUCAUUCUACAGCUUUGGAGAAUUCGAGUUUUUCCAGGAUGAUUUCGAGAUCAUGAAUCAUUAUACCAGCUGGGAGGCAGUUGAAAGAGGUAAUUACUGGAUUGUCAGAUUCUUACGAGGGGGUGAGACCGAUGGACUGCCUUUACUGGAAGGAGAAGGCCCCGGUCGCGAUGAAGAAAAUGAUGUUCCUGUCGUUGGGAAGAUUAUGUAUGUUAAUGGUGUUGUAAAGUUGAAUAUGGGUGGUAAGUCGAGGGUUAUUGAUACUGCGAAGACGGAGAGCGAGAAGAUGGCAGUUUUGAAGAAGUGGUUCAAUUUCUCUUUUUAA
Molecule: messenger RNA, 951 nt
Organism: Penicillium angulare
Lineage: Eukaryota; Fungi; Ascomycota; Eurotiomycetes; Eurotiales; Aspergillaceae
Exons: 2
Coding region: 1-951 (316 amino acids)
Molecular function (GO): acetyltransferase activity
Source: RefSeq, a predicted model, not a curated record